Molecule: messenger RNA, 1220 nt
Organism: Nylanderia fulva
Lineage: Eukaryota; Metazoa; Arthropoda; Insecta; Hymenoptera; Formicidae
Source: RefSeq, a predicted model, not a curated record
AUGCAAAUUCGAAUAGUUUAUACGAUGUUUUGAUAAACAAAGUUCCAUGACAUAAAUGAGCUCAGCACUAUCUAUAUAUACUCUAUCGCAGAGCUUUAUAUGCUGAAAUUCGAGACAGUGUCCUCUCGCUUAAUGUCAAGGUAUUUAAUGCGUUUUACUCACCAAACAGGUAGACGCUUUUAUGAAUGCGACUGGCAUUGUCUGUGGAUGAGACCACCGAAUAUGGAUGGUAGCCGAAGAUGAUCAGGAGGGAUGAGACUGCUUAACAAAUAAGGACGUGACGUAGCAGCGACUUGACCUAUAAGGCAAACGGAUUUGCUGUUAAUAGUCAAUAUGCAUUAGACAAACAAUGAGCGGAUCUUCGGGCCGCACACGAUGCCAAUCGUCUCUUCUACAAUGACAUUACAGAGAUUUUGAGAAGACAAAUUAUGGAUGACACACGUAUUUAUAACCAAUCAUAGCCGAUGUUAAGCAGUUAAUAAAAUAUUAAUUAAGAAAAUAUUUUUAGAAAAAAUUAACAGAGAAAAUUCACAUUGAUCAUGAUUCUCGACACGGGAAUGUCGAGUUCAGACACAAAAAUAAAGGAUAGCGACCAUAACGUAAAAAAUUCCAAGACCAAGACAUUAUACUUAGGCAUAAUGUGUUUUGCAACUAAUUGUUUAAGCUCGAUCGCUUUGGAAGUUGGUUCAUACGGUUCAUUCCGUUCUAUUUCGAGACCCGCAGUCUUUAACAAUUUAUUACGCCGAAAUUACAAUUUGAGAAUUAAGAUAAUGGUGGUCGACAUGCUUGCAGCAUUGGUAUCAACAAUUAUGCUAACAAUCGGCGAUAUCUAUGGAAUCCCGUAUUUAUAUUUGCCAUGGCUCGUCAAUACUAUCGAAGGAAUAGCUCUUUACGAAGGACCAGCUCUUUUCGGAUUAGCGUACAACGUAUUACCUAAUGCAAGCAUACCAGCAGGAUUGUUUAUAUUUAUAACACUGCUUUUAUAUGUGGAAGAACUAUGUAUAUGGAAAGAUGUUUUUGUGAGUUUCGAACGUUGCUGGAGAAAUUAUAAUAAAAACAAUACAAAAUCGGCAAAGAAAGUGAAUAAAGAAUUAUGCAAUGAAAAUAAAGAGAGUCUUAACAUAUCUUCAGGAAAAUUGAAAGGUCAUCAAGAAGUUGUAAAAAACGAUUUAACGAUUAAAAAUCGUUGUAGAAGUCCAUUUACAGAGGUGACUGGUUAA